UUAAACCUCAAGUCUUUGUAGAAUAUAUCACAGAAUUUUUUCUUUGUAGAAUAUAUCACAGAAUUUUUUCUUUUCCCUGGUUUAAUAUUCAGUUUAAUAUCUGAAUUCAAUAUUGCUGUUGUUUUCCUAUCCAACGUUUUUCUUCUUCUUAUUCUGCGCGUAUGUUGCGCGGCUCUUUUGCUGUUUAAAAGAAUUCAUGUUAAUGAAUUUCUGAUACAGUUUUUGGAUGCUGGCAAAGAAAAUUGAUCAUCAACCAGCUGUUCUUGCUGUUCUUAUUGAAGGAGUGCUGGAGAUUUGCAGUUUUUUGUUCAUCUGUAAAUGAACGAUAACAGGAUUGAUUGCCAAGAAAGAAAUCAACCAAACCAUGGACUAAUUUCGGAUUGCAACUUCGAAUACACGACUUGUUCUUCCCAUCAUUUUGGUGUCCAACAACAGCCUUGGAACAUGGGAGUUUGGGUACAGCAACCAACCAUGGAUCAGGGAGGCUCACAAAUUCAACAUCUUGGCCACGGAAAACCCUCCACAACCAUCAUGAGCCGUUUCGAAUCACCUACUUCAGCUUUUUAUGCAACUGAACGCUGUAUGGGGCUUCCACAGUAUGAAUGUCAAGUUGUUGGAUAUCCUGCUUUGGGAUCUCAUACCUCUAGAACCUGUGAGGGACAGUUCCCUUCUGGCCAAUCAUCUGGAGACAACUGUUAUAGUGAUUCAGCCGACCAAGCUGAUCCAAAAUUUGAAUUCAGAAACUCUUUGCAACCAAGUGUGAAACCUCAGCUCUGUAGCUUCCAAUCAAAUAGAUCAUUUGAAAAAUCCAAUCACAUUUCAUGCAGCAAUAUGCAAGAGGGUAAACUAUUUGGACACCAGCAACAUAAGCUGCAUGAAGAUAAUGCACUCUCUGUCAGAAGGAACUUUUCAGUUCCUUUUAUAGAAAAUCAAGAUCACGCUGUCUAUUCCAAUUCAUUCAGUUCUCCUCUUGCACACCUUAGUUUCUCCUCCCCUCAUCAAGAGAAGCAGUCUCCAAGAUUUUCCUCCGGAAAUGGUUGUGUUACUACAGCUAAUUCUUCUUCAUCUGCGGCAGUACUCUCGAACAAAACAAGAAUAAGAUGGACUCAAGAUCUUCAUGAGAAGUUUGUUGAAUGUGUAAAUCGUCUUGGUGGUGCUGAGAAGGCAACACCUAAAGCAAUACUCAAGCUGAUGGAGUCAGAGGGAUUGACAAUCUUUCAUGUGAAGAGUCAUUUGCAGAAAUAUCGAAUUGCGAAAUAUCUGCCAGGCCCUUCAGAAGGAAAAUCUGAAAAAAGAACCAGCAUCAACAUUUCACCCCAGCUCGAUGUCAAGACUGCUGCUACUCUCUCACAACACUAUGGUGUGAACUUUUAUGGCAGUGGCUUACAAAUUAGAGAGGCACUGCAGCUGCAAUUGGAUGUCCAAAGGCGUCUUCAUGAGCAAUUAGAGAUUCAGCGAAAUCUACAGUUUCGAAUCGAAGAACAAGGAAAGCAGCUAAAGAUGAUGUUUGAUCUGCAACAAAAAACAAGCAACAGUCUUUUCAAGGCUGAGACCAUGGAUAAAACAUCCCCACAUGGUUCACCAUCAAAUAGUCUUGAUGAAGUUCAAGUUUUUAUUGCUGAAGAAUCAGGGAAUACACACUUCCCCUCUAAGAUAAGUUAGAUCCAAAAAAACAAAAAAAAACAGCAAACUGUUCAAUCUUCCGGCAAAAAAGAAAGUAGUCAUGCAGCUCCCCACAAAACUUCACUCCCUUUUUAUCAGAAUCAAGAGUCUUAUAUCUUGGUGAUAGAAAGAAAGAAAAAGCAUAAACUGAGGAGAAGGAUGUUUAAGAAGUAAGAAGAAAACAAUAAGCAAUUUGGUGCAUUUAUUCAUAUACAUACCAUGCAUGCAUGCAUUCAUUUACCAGAGCUAAUGAUCAUAAAAGUUUGGUGGGUUAGCAAAUGCCAAAUUACUUGGCUCUUCGUAUGUUUUGACAGAAAUUUCUUUUUUUAGGCAAGUUUUGUUGUAACAAUAUAACUUCUUGUUACUAUUACUCAUUAUC
Ziziphus jujuba (common jujube) is the source of this 2041-nucleotide messenger RNA. RefSeq names its product myb family transcription factor PHL5. Gene Ontology annotation, molecular function: DNA-binding transcription factor activity; DNA binding. Lineage: Eukaryota; Viridiplantae; Streptophyta; Magnoliopsida; Rosales; Rhamnaceae. The transcript has 7 exons. The coding region runs from base 319 to 1662 and encodes 447 amino acids. The record is from RefSeq and is a predicted model, not a curated record.